AUGUUCCCCCCUUUGCUUUCCACCGUCAACAUCGAACUGCACGAAAAGGAGCGGAACGAUGGGCUUCAAAAUCACGCGCUCACAGCGUUUGUCCGCCGUGAUUGGGAUUUCCACGUCGGAUUUUAUACGCAUUCUUUGGCUUUGGUCGCUGAUGCCUUCCACUAUCUAAACGACCUGAUCGGUUUCAUCGUAGCAUUGGUGGCUCUCCGGGUGUCCGAGACAAACGAUGCACCCAAAUCCUUAUCCUUCGGAUGGCAGCGAGCCCAGCUACUCGGCGCGUUCUUCAACGGUGCGCUUCUUUUCGCCCUGGGGAUCAGCGUAUUCCUACAGUCGAUAGAGCGAUUCAUUUCGUUGCAGUACGUGGAGAAUCCGAAGCUGAUGUUCAUCAUGGGCGCGGUGGGUUUGGGUCUGAAUCUGAUCAGCGCAAUUUUCCUGCAUGAACAUGACCACGGUCACGGCCAUCAUGGACAUUCGGCAGCACCGUUGUCCCCUAUUCCACCUACCAGCCAUGAGUCAGAUAUCUCUGAGCAUCGUAAUCACAAACACCACUUGCACGGCACACAACCGACCUCCCUGGGACACGACUUGGGAAUGCUAGGUGUUUUGCUCCACGUGGUCAGCGAUGCGGCCAAUAACCUGGGAGUCAUGACUGCAGCCCUGGUGAUCUGGCUGGCACACUAUGAGGGCAGAUACUAUGCAGACCCAGGUACGAGUAUGGGGAUCGCCAUGAUGAUUAUGCUGUCUUCACUUCCUCUCGUGCGACGAUCUGGCCUUAUUCUGUUGGAGAGCGCUCCGAACGGGUUGGAUCCGGCGGACGUGAAACACGAUCUAGAAAAGGCACGUAGUCUUCCUUCAGGAUCAGUACCUGGUGUCUUAGCCAUCCACGAGCUUCACAUCUGGCGUCUGAAUCAGAACAAGACUCUGGCAUCGGUCCACGUCGUGGUCUCCGAUCCGUCCGUGGAGAACUUUGCGAAAACGACCAAGACCAUGAAUGAAUGCUUUCAUGCGUACGGUAUCCAUUCAGCAACACUCCAGCCGGAAACAUGUCCCCUGGCGGAGGCCAUCUCUACGGAGCAUGAAUCGGCGGAGACCAUGCAGGAGCUACGCAAGAGAUCGCUGGAGAAAUGCCAAGUGCUAUGCGGAACGUUGUGCGAGGAGUUGACAUGCUGUGGCACACCAGCUGUUCAUCCACGACAAGCCCCAGCCCCAGCAGUAUGGGGUCAUCAACACCACUACCGUCACCCGUGGUGGACUACAAGGUGGGACGAGACGAGGUCCAAACCCAGCACCCCGGGAUCCGCACAGAAUGCAGCACGCCCUCAGAUGAGCUUCUGGGAAGCGGAAAGUGCCCGUAUGCAGCAGAGGAUGGAGCAGAUUCGGAAGGAAAUCGCCACCGAUCCAUACACAGCUCUUUUCGGGAGAAGGCUUCAGCCGUUGAGCUUCCCCAGUAACAUGGAGAAUAGGAUUAUGUCAGUGUGUCGUUCGGUUUUCGGCAUGGGCAAACCAGACGAGAUUGAUAGAACCAGUCACGUUGCUCAGGACAGGGAUGUGCAGGACGUUGAAUAUGAUCCCAUUCGUGGUCGUAUGGUUCCUAAGAAAUCAUCCAAGCACACCGCUGAGACACGUGGCGGAGGAUCUUCGGACACCCUUGUCGGGAAACGCACGCAGCAUGAGAACCGGACCGGCUACCUCUCUGUUGUCGAUCGGGCGAACGAGCAUCCAAACGAUGGUGCGAGUACACUCCAGGGUUUCGAGUCGGUGAAGGAAAAUCAGGCAGAUCCAUCAUAUAUUCUGGGACAAGCGGGCACGAACACAGACGGGGCUACGCUCGGUGAACCUCGUCCACAUCAGGACUCCCUCGAACGGCCGACAUCAGAAGUGGAACGUCAUAGAAGCGCCAUGAAAGAACAACUCGAUUCGGACCACGAAACACAAGCGAAUGGACUUGAAGAUCAAACCUCUUCCAGAUUUCCGGCAUUCAACCCAGGCCACUAUCAAUCCGCAAGCUCCGCAGUUGUAGGUCCAGCCCAGCAACAGGAACCACGGCUAAGGGAAGAAAUGGCAGAGGAUCUGGACCUCCUGCGUGCUAGCGACAUCCGUUCGUUGUAUAACGCAAAGAGCUUGAAGGGAGAUCCCGAGGCGCGGCACAAGACGCGCAAAGACUUGGAUACUGCAUUUGACUCUUAUGUAGACCCUGUCAGCGAUGUCAGGGCUGAAGAUGUGAGAGCAAGGUUUCAAGAACCUGUGCCUGCAUCGUCAGUGAACGGAACAACAAGAAGCGGGCCCGCCAUGCUGGAAAGUACGGCUCAACUUCAGUCAGAGGAAGAUAGUUCCAAUAACUCUGGAUUACCUGUGCAAGAAGAUCACACAGACGCAUCAUGUCCUGGCAAGCAAGCUCGCAAAAACACCCCGGCCCCCGCAGGCAGCUCUCUAAUCGGCGACACUUACCGCGUUUUAGCAUAUGAUCCUUCGACCCUGCAGAUCACACGAGCGGAAUCGAACUCAUCCUUUCAUACAACGCACGAGUUUCUUCACCCAUCUGAAAUUCUUCCCCGCUUGAAUAACCCAUCCAAGUUCUUGCCAUACUUUGAAGAGAUGCAAGUCGAUGGCUAUGAGAUCGUCUCGGGUGGCGGAGAUAUACUUGUGUUCAAAAAGGCUCUCGCGGAGAACGCAAAGAGCGAGCUUGGUGCCUAUGUGAGAGACGAACCCUUGCUCAGCGAUGAGGUUUCAUGUCGAUCAAAUACCGCCAAUACCGCGAGCCCUGUAUCUGGCUCCGGUUGCUCUGAGACCAAUGUACCUCCUCGAAAGAGCAGAAGUAGAAUCGGCACAAUCCUACGCCGGAUGCUCAUCGGUGGGUUUGCCACGGCAGCAACGUGCUAUGCCCUGGGUGUUGUCAGCGAGUAUUUCCGAACCGGUGGACAGGAUGGACGAGGUAUUGAUGGGUUCACCGAAUUUGAAUCCGAAAGGCGGCAUAGGGAUCGCGAGUAG
Molecule: messenger RNA, 2988 nt
Organism: Aspergillus nomiae NRRL 13137
Lineage: Eukaryota; Fungi; Ascomycota; Eurotiomycetes; Eurotiales; Aspergillaceae
Product: cation diffusion facilitator family transporter
Exons: 10
Coding region: 1-2988 (995 amino acids)
Biological process (GO): zinc ion transmembrane transport; intracellular zinc ion homeostasis
Cellular component (GO): membrane
Molecular function (GO): zinc ion transmembrane transporter activity
Source: RefSeq, a predicted model, not a curated record